Messenger RNA from Trichoderma gamsii, 750 nucleotides. RefSeq lists its product as hypothetical. The record is from RefSeq and is a predicted model, not a curated record. NCBI's taxonomy places the organism in Eukaryota, Fungi, Ascomycota, Sordariomycetes, Hypocreales, Hypocreaceae. The transcript has a single exon. The coding region runs from base 1 to 750 and encodes 249 amino acids.
AUGGCGACUAAUACCGUUUAUGUCGUGACUGGCGGAAAUCGGGGUCUCGGUCUUGGAAUUGUUAAAUCCCUCCUUGCACGCUCCAACACGAUUGUUAUUGCAACAGUUCGAAAUGAAGACGGAGUUUCGACUCUUACACGGGAGACGACGGCGGCUCCAAAAGGUUUAGGUAGCAGCCUACAAAUCUUGCAGUUGGAUUUAUCGACGAUUCGAUCCACGGCCGAAGUCAAAGAGGCUUUCAAACUCGAUAUCGAUCGCAUUGAUGUCCUGAUCAAUAAUGCUGGAAGAACGUCGCCCAUGGUACCGGCCACCGAGACGACAGCGGAAGAACUUCGCGCGGCCUUUGAAGUCAAUACCAUUGCGCCUCUACUCGUUUUCCAAGCUCUUUGGCCGCUUUUACAAGAAUCACGGUCGCCAAAGCUUGUAAUGGUUACUUCCUCAGUCGGAAGCAUUGCAGACAUGGAGCCACUUCCUGGUGGCGCGUAUGGCCCAAGUAAGGCAGCUCAAAAUUGGCUGACAAAGGCCUUGCAUCUGGAGAAUAAAGAUCGCGGCCUCAUCGCCAUUGCACUUCAUCCUGGCUGGGUACAGACGCGCGCGGGCCAACUUGUUGCUGAUCAAUGGGGGUUUGCCUCUGGGCCUCCAGACACGAUAGAGUCCAGCGUGGAAGGAAUGUUGAAAAUCAUCGACGAAGCAUCUAGUGAGAAUUCAGGGGUGUUCAUUACACAAACCGGUCAAAUUUUGGGCUGGUAA